Molecule: messenger RNA, 961 nt
Organism: Lytechinus variegatus (green sea urchin)
Lineage: Eukaryota; Metazoa; Echinodermata; Echinoidea; Temnopleuroida; Toxopneustidae
Product: transmembrane protein 256 homolog
Exons: 4
Coding region: 38-409 (123 amino acids)
Source: RefSeq, a predicted model, not a curated record
GACAGCGCGUUGUGAUAUGAUGCGAUAAGAGACAAUCAUGGCGGACAGCAGGCAAGCAAGAAUCGCCCGACAUGGGCGGAUGUUUCUCCGCAUUGGGGCAGUUUCAGGAUUCACAGCAGUAAUCAUGGGAGCAUACGGUGCUCAUGUUCUUAAGACAAGGUCAGGGAUAGAACACGAGAUAACGACGUUUGAUUCAGCUAACAAAUACCAUCUGAUCCAUUCGUUGGCGUUGCUGGCCGUCCCUCUCACAAGGCAACCACUUAUGACUGGGAGCUUGAUGACCGCAGGAAUUCUUGGAUUCUGUGGGACUGGCUACUAUUAUUCAAUGACCAGUGAUGCAACACCGGUCAAACUCAUGCCAAUAGGUGGACUUCUUCUCAUGGCUGGUUGGCUGGCCAUGGCCUUAUGAAUGUGCAUUACAGAUAUUUACAUCUCACAUUAAUUCUUUAUUUAAUUUUGCCCCAGGAAUUUGAUCAAAAUUUAUCUUAUAGAGAAACCUGAAAUGGUAUGGAAUUUCAUAUAUAUUCCGUUAUUUUUUUUUUCAAUUUUUUUUAACCUGAUGCUCAUAUCUUUUGUGCACAAAACAAGAUGAAUAUGAGUUUUGAUUACCAGUAUUGUUUUAUGAAUAUUGAAAGUGAUAUGUUUUAUGCUGUGAAAUAUGUGAAUAAACCAAUAUAGUUGCAGUCUUGAGGUAUAUCAGUAUACAAAAGAUUUUAUAAGUUUUUUAGAUUAAAGAAAAAUAAAUUUAUCCUUUUUACCAAGAGGCAAUAUAAUUUAAGAAUACCAACCCAGUGGAUUAUCAUGGAACAUAUUUAUUGGCAAAAUCACUAUCAAAGAAGCUAAUUGGAUUGUAAUUGGUGAAGGGAGGUAGGCUCAGCACUUUCCCAGGGCACUUUUCAUUUCUAGAAAUGCCUUGAAUGAUUAUCUAUCUGAAUGUAUUAUUAUUAUGGGAACAUUUGAA